Molecule: messenger RNA, 1219 nt
Organism: Propithecus coquereli (Coquerel's sifaka)
Lineage: Eukaryota; Metazoa; Chordata; Mammalia; Primates; Indriidae
Product: leukocyte immunoglobulin-like receptor subfamily B member 4
Exons: 6
Coding region: 57-845 (262 amino acids)
Biological process (GO): cytokine-mediated signaling pathway
Molecular function (GO): inhibitory MHC class I receptor activity
Source: RefSeq, a predicted model, not a curated record
UGCAGGCCCCGUGGUCUCAUCCAUCUGCACAGCCGGGGCCAGUGGGGGGAGACACCAUGAUCCCCACCCUCACGGCCCUGCUCUGCGUCGGACUGAGUCUGGGCCCCAGGACCCGUGUGCAGGCAGCUACCCUCCCCAAACCCACAAUCUGGGCUGAGCCAGAUUCUCUGAUCGCCUGGGGGAGCCCUGUGACCAUCUGGUGUCAGGGGACCUUGGAGGCCCAGGAGUACCAUGUGGAGAAAGACGGAAGAUUACUGUCCUGGCACACGGAGAAACCACUGGAGCCUGGGAACAAGGCCAAGUUCAACAUCCCAUCCAUGACAGAGCACUAUGCAGGGCGAUAUCGCUGUUAUUAUCACAACACUGCUGGAUGGUCAAAGCCCAGUGACACCCUGGACCUGCUGGUGACAGGAUCAUCUGGGCACUCCAGCCCCCCAACCACAGGGCCCUCCUCAAAUCGGAUCACUCUGGAACAGUGUGAAAACCUAACUAAGGGAGGUCGAGUGCAAUCAAGGAGACCUGGUCACUAUCUCUCUCCGCAGAGCCCACAUGACGAAGACCCCCAGGGAGUGACAUAUGCCCAGGUGAACCACUCCAGGCUCAGGCGAGGAGGGGCCUCCCCUCCUUCCCCACUGUCUGGGGAAUUCCUGGACAUGACGGACAGACAGGAGGAAGGGGACAGGCAGAUGGACAGUCAGGCUGCCGCAUCUGAAGACCCCCAGGAGGUGACCUACGCCCAGCUGCACAGCUUGACCCUCAGACGGGAGACAACUGCACCUCCUUCGUCCCAGGAGGGAGACCCUCCCGCUGAGCCCAGCGUGUACGCCGCUCUGGCCAUCCACUAGCCCAGGAGGGACCCAGACCCCACACUGCACGGAGGGACACUCAGGGACCCUAAAAGCACAGGAGCUGCCCCCAGAGCACUAACCAGUGAACCCCAGCCUGGACCCCUGACAAAGACCACCAGGAGGUUCUGGGAACUUUUGAGAGUCACCUGACUCUGCGGAGGUAACUAACAUCCCUACAUUUUGGAAAUAAAGCAACAGACUUCUCAAUAAUCAAUGAGUUAAAUGAGAAAACAAAACAGAAGUGAGAGAAUGUUUUCAACUGAAUGAUAAUGUCGCUAUUACCCAUCAAACCUGUGCAAUGGAAAAAUUAACAAUGAAGGAAUAUAUUAGAAAAAGCCUUAAAAAAAUCAAUGACCAUGUCAAGAGUUUAG